AAAGAAGCAGUUAUUAGGUUCAUCCCCGUGACCUAGCAGAUAGAAUAAAGUAACUUUUCAGAUAGUUUAACAAAGAUUGACCUGCAGCAGUAGUUCUGAUUAAAACCGAAUUAAGUUUUUCUGCACAGGACGAUAUAUAGUAGACGUAGAUAAUUAAAGAGAUCAAAGACUAUACCACUGUAAUUGAUGAAUAAAAUAAGUUGCAGUUCUUUUAUCUGAACAAGUUUAGUUAAUUAUAUGCCACACGAUAUGAUCUGUCUGCAAUUCGUGAUCCAAUGCUAACUCUUCUCCAACGCCUUUUAAACUCCACCUUCCAAUUCUCGUGUUACUAGCAUCCUGUAAUUCAUAGUUUUUGACAUGCAAUCAGGGAGUUGGAGCUGAGCUGAAACAUUAUUAUUCUUUACCCCAAGAGUUACUGCAGUCACUGUGUUUGAGCCCAAACCUAUGUGGAACAAAAGUCUUCAAAAGGACAGAAUCCAUUAAAUUAAGCGCGAGCAGUUUAAAUAUAGGUGCGAGCAGAUGGAAAUCUAACUUAGAGUAUGAGUUAUGAUAUAAUGUGCACACAACCUGAAUUGUAUGACCAUCAGUUGUUUGCCUGGGCUUAAAGCCCGGUUUAAACUCAAAAAUCUAAGUGGUGUUUGGCCAGGCAUUUAAGACUGGUUUCUGGUUUGAAAAGUUCGAAGUUGUUUGUGUAAAAAGUGAAGAAGUAUUUUUAAGAAGUUUAAGCAUCUCCAAGAGGCUCCUAAACCCAAGGAUUGAAUGAAAAUAUGAAAGUUACUGAGUUUAUCCAACAACCAGGGAUGUGGAAUAGCGAACUUAUUCAACAACUUUUUCUAACUCCAGAUUCCGAGCUUAUUUUAUCAAUCCCGCUAAGUCCUUUCGAUCAUCCAGACUCAUGGUUUUGGCACUAUAGCAGGAAUGGUAACUAUUCGGUCAAGAGUGGAUAUAUGAUGGCGAUCUCAAAUAGUAAAUCAGGCGACUCAUCAUCGUCUGAUGUAGUUUCAAAAUGGUGGAAAGCAUUCUGGGCAGUUAAAAUUCCAAGGAAGAUACUAUUAUUCGCGUGGAGGGGUUAUCAUGAGAUACUACCCACAUGGAAAGGCAUAUACCGUAGAAAUGUAUCUUCUCAUAGCAGUUGUCCAAUAUGUGGUUUCGGAGAAGAUUCUAACGCACACGCCGUGUUUUGGUGCCUUUUCUCUCAGAGUUUGUGGGAAACAAUGGAUUACCCUUUCUUAGUAGGUCACAAGGAAGAAAUCUCCUUCAGAGGGGUGUUAUUAUACGCCUCUGAACUACUAGAAAAGGAAGAAUUUGCUAGGAUGCUUAUCACAGCAUGGGGCCUAUGGAUAGAAAGAAACAAGAGGACUCAUGGUCAACAACAAAGAAAUCCACAACAACUGAAAAAUUGGUUAACCUUGUACUAUGAUGAAAUAAAGAUGGCACAUGAGCAAGAAAGUGGAGCACAAAAGAGCAGAGAGAACUCAAUUGCAGGGCAGAUUGGCAGAGAUAAUUCGCAUGCGAAUCAGGUUGGGAUAGAGACUCAGGAUCUAGAUCUGUUUGUAGAUGCGGCAAUAUCCACUUUCUCACAGAAGGUAGGCUUGGGAGCUGUUAUUGUCACACAAAACAAAAGGAGUCUAGCAGCCCUUUCAAAGCCUCUAGAGGGUGCUUUAUCAGUAUUACACGCCGAGGCGUUAUCUCUACUGGUGGGAUUACAGUGGACUCAAUUUAGUGGGUUGACACCAAAAAGAAUUUUAAGUGAUUCCUUAUCUGUGGUCCAGGCUGUAAACAAUGAAGAGGUGGUGUAUCACAAUGAAAUGGGGAUUCUCAUUGCUGAUAUAAGAAGACUAUUUUCAAAUUUUCCAGACACGAGAGUCUCACACACUAGUCGAAAGCACAAUUACCCGGCUCACAACAUGGCCAGGCAAGCACUACAGUUAAACGAGGAAGUAUCAUGGAUGGAAGAUGUCCCUCACCAUGCUGAGAACCACAUGUGAGGAUCCUUCUGAAGAGAAGUAUCAAUUUCAGUCGAAUUAUGUAAACGGGUUGCUAGCAAUCAUUUUCGUUUUGGGUGUACUGUAUAGGUCCUUGGAGACUAGAAGAAUGAGGUCGUCACAGUUUGGCCCAGGCUGGGUACGAAGCCUUAUGACAGACUACAGAGUUCCUUUUUGAUAGGAAAAUGGACAGCAUUCACAGACCUUGUACCUGGAAAAGCUCUUGCAGGAGUUCCCAGAAGACUUCGUAUUCCUCUUCCCCGUAACUCUGGGUUAUUUAAUUGCGGGACAAGUAAUCCAGGUUGGAUACUCAGUUGUUUUUAACAUCUCUGAAAUGCAUAUUGAAGAUACCAUCAGUGUGCGUCAAGAAUAAGUGCCAAUAACUACAGCUACUAAUUGCAGAAUAUGGGAACAGUUCCUGCAUUGUACAACUUUGCUGCAAUCAUCCCAGUAGUAAUGAUAGCAAUAAUGAUCACAAUGUUGCUUCCCAAAUGGCACAACAGAAAGAAUUUAAUCUCAAGAACCAAUCUGAUUCACAUUAUGAUGUAUUGUUGCAUGGUAUAUUUUACUAUGUAUUAAGUCCUAAAGUAUCUAACCAAAGAGAUUUCAUUAUCUCUUUGGUGUAGAUGUUUUUUGAGUAAA
This is a messenger RNA of Daucus carota subsp. sativus, 2627 nucleotides long. RefSeq lists its product as uncharacterized. Gene Ontology annotation, molecular function: nucleic acid binding; RNA-DNA hybrid ribonuclease activity. The coding region runs from base 768 to 1988 and encodes 406 amino acids. NCBI's taxonomy places the organism in Eukaryota, Viridiplantae, Streptophyta, Magnoliopsida, Apiales, Apiaceae. The transcript is spliced from 2 exons. The record is from RefSeq and is a predicted model, not a curated record.